Radiomyces spectabilis is the source of this 594-nucleotide messenger RNA. Its product is annotated as S-adenosyl-L-methionine-dependent methyltransferase. Gene Ontology annotation, biological process: peptidyl-lysine trimethylation; positive regulation of proton-transporting ATP synthase activity, rotational mechanism; regulation of mitochondrial ATP synthesis coupled proton transport. Gene Ontology annotation, molecular function: protein-lysine N-methyltransferase activity. The transcript has a single exon. Lineage: Eukaryota; Fungi; Mucoromycota; Mucoromycetes; Mucorales; Radiomycetaceae. The coding region runs from base 1 to 594 and encodes 197 amino acids. Gene Ontology annotation, cellular component: mitochondrion. The record is from RefSeq and is a predicted model, not a curated record.
AUGUCGGACGACGCCAUCGAGACGUUUUUGAAAGUAUUCCGUGAUGAAGAUGAUCAUUGUCACGAUGAAGCAGAGACUGAACCGUUCCCGGCCUAUUUGGAGGGAAUCGAUACUACCUUGGCACCUUUCUGUCCGACAUCGGCGAGUCGUGUAUUGAAGGCACUGAAGAUGGCCCAGUUGACAAGGGGCGAUCGUUUGCUUGAUUUGGGAUCGGGCGAUGGUCGUUUUGUUACCGCGGCUGCUGCCAUGGGCGCGGCACGAGCGGUUGGCGUGGAGACGGAUGAUGCAUUAGUGGAUUUAUCACAAACACUGGCCGCGCGUGUUCCGAAUGGGGAAAAGACCGAAUUUAUCCAAGGGGAUUUACUGGAAAUACCGGCGGUGCGUGAGUUCCAAUGGACGGUGAUUGUUCUCUUUUUGCUACCAGAUCACACGGACAAGUUUGCCGAUCUCUUGUGGAAGCACUAUGAAAAUGGAGCGCGCAUUGUGAGUCUGGUGUUUAAUCUGCAAGAAAUCCCAGGAUUAGAACUCCAACAGGCCGACGAGCCUGAUGGCAUUUACGUGUAUUAUAAACCUCCCGGGAAUUUUUUGGGCUGA